Symbiodinium pilosum is the source of this 404-nucleotide messenger RNA. NCBI's taxonomy places the organism in Eukaryota, Dinophyceae, Suessiales, Symbiodiniaceae. The record is from the annotation of a GenBank genome assembly.
AUGUCCAAUCGGGACUACACACAGACCGGCCUGGCCGGGGAUGAUGUCAUGGCCAUCCUGAGAAUCAAAGACAAGAUGCAGUUGGCAAGGAAGGUGAAGACGAAGAUCGAGUGCUCGCCGGCUUGGAGGUUCUCCGCUUCCAUGAAGAGUGUCGUGUCCACGUGGCUCGUGAAGCCGCAGCAUCACCAUGCGAGCGAGACCGAAGCGCUUGCUUACGCAGGUCUUUCCCAAGAGCUCAGCCAGAGCAUUGCUGCAGGGCGUGUCCGCCAACUGGACGUACAAUUGGCCGCGAAGGUCGCGUCCGGAGCCCUCCGCAGUGAGCCUAUCAUUGAGAGCCUGUGCGCGUCAUUUUUGAUGACGUUCAAUGAAAACUUGCACAUGUACAAGCGCCGCACCACUUCAGC